ACCUCCACACUUACACCGGCGUCACUAACUUUCAUAAUAAGGAUGUUGUCAGCUGCUGUACUGUUGGCACUGGUGACUGUAUCUGUGGCUUCUGAAGGAGCAAAGUGGAAGUACGGGGAAACAGACCGUCACGGUUAUGGUCCACCUGACUGGGGUAAAGUUUCAAAAUACUGCGAUUACACCGCCCAGUCCCCCAUAAAUAUCGAGACUCCGGUUAAGAAAGAUGCAAGUCUCAAGGGACUCAGAAUUACAACCAAGAAUAGAAAUGGAAGGGUCAGCGGAGACAUAAAAAACAAUGGUCAUGCGCCUACCCUAACUAUUGACAAAGGCAAGGCUAGACUCACCGGGGGUCCCCUUGGAGAUAGCGUGUAUAUGCUCCAGCAGUUCCACUUUCAUUUCGGUUGUGAUUACGACGAAGGAUCAGAACACCUCGUGAACGGAAAGGCAUAUCCUGGAGAGCUCCAUUUGGUGACUUAUAACACAAAGUACGCUGAUUUUGAUACCGCUGCGUCCCAAUCCGAUGGACUGGCUGUGAUUGGCGUUUUCUUUGAGGAAACGAAGAAAAGAGAAAAAGGGAAAGGAAAAAAGCACUAUACCAUCCGCAAACUUUACUCAGCUCUGAAAAAAAUAAAGGACGUUGGUGCCGAAGCUUCAGUCAAAAACAUAGCGCUGCUCGACUUGGUUCCAGAACUGAAAGAUCUCUCAUCGUUCUACUCCUACAAGGGUUCCCUUACCACCCCUCCCUGUUAUCAAUCAGUUAACUGGAUUGUACUGAAAGAACCCAUCAAACUCCGUAGUUUUGUGUUCGGCGCCAUGAGGAGACUGAAAAACGGAGAGGGAGGCCUUAUGUGUGGAAACUUCAGACCACCUCAGAAACUCAACGGACGUGUUGUUUCUGAACUCGACGGAACCGGGGGUCCCCUUGGAUAUAGCGUGUUUAUGCUCCAGCAGUUCCACUUUCAUUUCGGUUGUGAUUACGACGCGGGAUCAGAACACCUUGUGAACGGAAAGCCAUAUCCUGGAGAGCUCCAUUUGGUGACUUAUAACACAAAGUACGCUGAUUUUGAUACCGCUGCGUCCCAAUCCGAUGGACUGGCUGUGAUUGGCGUUUUCUUUGAGGAAAAGAAGAAAGGAGAAAAAGGGAAAGGAAAAAAGCACUAUUAUGCCCUCCUCAAACUUUACUAUGCUCUGAGAAGAAUAAGGGAUUUUGGUGCCGAAGCUUCAGUCAGAUACAUAGCACUGCUCGACUUGGUUCCUGAACUGAAAGACCUCUCAUCGUUCUACUCCUACAAGGGUUCCCUUACCACCCCUCCCUGUUAUCAAUCAGUUCGCUGGAUUGUACUGAAAGAACCCAUUAAAUUCCCUGGUCCUUUGUUCGGCGCCAUGAGGAGAUUGAAAAACGGAGAGGGAGGCCCCAUGUGUGGGAACUUCAGACCACCUCAGAAACUCAACGGACGUGUGGUUUCUGAAUUCGACGGAUGAGCUCAAGAAUCAACUCGCAAUAGCUUAACACUACAGUAGUUGAUUUAGAUUCUCCAAGAGAAUAUAAACAGUUUAUAAUCUCCUAGAUACUCUUAGCUAGAUUGAGUGACGUAUUUUGGAGGUUUCUUUCUUAA
Molecule: messenger RNA, 1616 nt
Organism: Pocillopora damicornis (cauliflower coral)
Lineage: Eukaryota; Metazoa; Cnidaria; Anthozoa; Scleractinia; Pocilloporidae
Product: carbonic anhydrase
Cellular component (GO): cytoplasm
Molecular function (GO): zinc ion binding; carbonate dehydratase activity
Source: RefSeq, a predicted model, not a curated record